GUGAACACAAGGCAGAGUAACACGAACGAGGAAGGUUACCUUUUUUGAGCAGGAUGGGGAAUACGAAGAGCAGUGCUUUGUCGAAGGGACUCCUGGAAGAUCUGAAAUCCAACACCAAAUACUCCGAGGCCGAGCUCUGCACCUGGUACCAGUCCUUCCUGAAAGAGUGUCCCAGCGGGAAGAUAAGUAAGCAGCAGUUUGAAGGCAUCUACGCCAGCUUCUUCCCAGAUGCAGACCCCACAGCGUACGCACGGCAUGUCUUCAGGAGUUUUGACACCAACGCAGACGGCACUUUAGACUUUAAGGAGUACAUUGUCGCACUGCAUCUCACCUCUGGGGGAAAGACUCUGCAGAAGCUGGAAUGGGCCUUUGCCUUGUAUGACGUGGACGGAAAUGGAACCAUCAGCAAAAAUGAAAUCCUAGAGAUCGUUAGGUCGAUAUUCAACAUGAUUCCUGUGGAUGAUCAGAAGAACCUCCCUGAAGAUGAAAACACACCAGAGAAGAGGGCUGAGAAAAUCUGGGCAUUUUUCGGGAAGAAGGACAACGAUAAAAUCUUGGAGGGAGAAUUCAUUCAGGGUGUGAUGGACAACAAGGACAUCCUGCGCUUGAUACAAUACGAUGAGCCGCAAAAAAUCAAAGACAAGCUGAAAGAGAAGAAGCAAUAGUGCGUGGGCUACAAGACGGGGGCAGAAAAGCCCUCCCACAUGUGAUUUCAAGACUCAGUUUCAUUUUUGUGUUUACAUCUUCUCACUGCUUGUCCGCUUUCCCUGAGUUCUCUCUUUUUUUACUUAAUUUAAUGUUUUUUUGUGGGGGUGGUCUGUUUUGACUAAGAGCCAACCAGCAUCUUGUUUUUGUCUUUGCUCCCAUAAAGCAAGAAAAUAAUAGCAUUUGAGGAACAGAGGAAAGGCCAUCCAAAUUGGUGGGUAAAAAAAAAACAAUUUAACUGCACUGAAGUUAGAAACACUUUGUUUGGAUAUUCUGAAGGGCACAGAGAAAAUGUAGACUAUAAAUACAAUGUGUAGUUUCUUAAUAAAGAAAAGAAAGAGGAAAAACUAGCUAGCUUAAUAGCUCAAACGAUGAGAGGUGAAGAGGAAACAAGCACACAUUUGGUUUGUUUUAUAUUUUCCAAUAUAAUAAGAAAUAGCAGUGGUGUCACCAAAGAUGGUUGCAAGGCAACGGUCACGACUAGAAGCCGCGAGGCUAACAGUUAGCAUGCUAACGAGCGGCUAACCCAAUGUAGAAAAUGUAAAGGCAUACAGAAAGGUCUAGUCCAUUAUAAAUAUCAACAUUUCCUUCAGAUAUAUUACAAAUUUAAAAAGAAAACGCUGUAUGUCUGAAUUUAAACAUAUUAACUUACCGUCCAAUUCCGCCAUUUUGGAAACACCGGGCACCAAACGCGUCGGAAACUUGACCUCAGAUCAUUUCCUGUUAUGAUGAACACUACAAGAGUGUGCCAUUAAUUAGUCACAGAACACAAAACCAUUUGAAGGCAGCAAUAGUGUCAUGUUUUAAUGUUCCACACUUCUCCCAGCUGUGGAUUUGUAUUUAAAAUACUGUCAUCAUUAAACUGCCUGAACAGCAGGAUGUGACUUUUGAUGUGUUACCAAACACGUGAAUCAUUUAUGAGAUCAUAAAAAAGUAAUAUGAACUAGAAAACCAGACUAGUGAUUGUAUUCAUGCUAGCUGGUGCGAAGGAAGUAAACACGAAGCUAAUUCACACACUUAAAUUUGAAUGAUCGAUGUGACUUGCUAUAGACUUAAUUACAUUUGUUUAGCUGUUCACGGAAGCCCUAAGCUUUCCUCAGUUUUCCCGUGAUAACGACUUAAUUUCUCCCGAUUUCUUGAGGUCUUGAGUUAAUUAUCUCAGGAAAACAAGCUCCGUUUUGUUGUUAUCCUGAGAAAACAAAGCUCACUGCCAAAUUUUAAAUCUCUUUGGGGAGAAACUAGCCUAGCUAAACCGCGUUUAGCCUAGUUAGGAGAAUAACAUAUUUUAAUUAUUUUACAUUUGCCUGUCGUUGGGACUUCAUUCAUCUUACAUUACUCUGGAAAUGUCAGUAGUAUCAAAUAUUUUCAGGGAAAACACCAUUAAACCCACAGAUCAGAUAAACUUGUGUGGCUAACUAGCUUACAGAGCUCUCUUUAGCAUUUAGCCUUUAGGGAAUGAGUGUUAAAGCAUGUCAAAUCGUAUUUAAUUUAAAAAUGGCAUCGCUACAUUAGUUUGCUGUGUUUAUUAUUGUAGCAUCGAAGUGUUCACUGUCCCCGUUUGCUCUGCUUUCUGACUUUGUGCGACAGCCUCUGUACCCUGACCUGCUCCGCUCUGCCCGCCGCCCUCGGUGAUGUUUCUGACUGGCCAGUUCACUCUCUCAUGACUGGCAGCUUGUUUUUUCACACUCGGAUUCAUUCAUUAGGUUGAUAGCAAGAAAGUCUGGGCGAGAGCGCCUUAUGACAGGGAAUUAGGCUCAGGUUAACAAUCCGUCUGCGUAAGCCGAUCCUAUUAGGAGCUGAAGGUCAGAUGAGACAAACAACCUCCUUACUCUAGUGUUAGGAUCAUAUUGGCACUGAACGCAACACAAUGCAAGAAUAUUUUUCAUGUGACAUGUCAUGGUAGUAAUAAAUAAUGGGUGGGUGAUGGUCACCAUAACUCCUGUGUACUCUAAAUAUGUAGGGUAACCUUUAAUUACAUUUUUGUAAUCUUCAACGCAUCCAUAAUUAGCAGAGAGUCAGGAGGUUUGUGGAAGAAGACACAAGUGUGUGAUCCGUCUUUUGGCUUAAUGCUAACAAAAUGUGCUCAGAUAUAUAUUUCCUUGUGUUGUUCUUUUUUGCCGUUGUGUAAACAUUGAUUUUUAUCCUCCUCUCCCUGAAAUCCCAAACUCCCAGCAGAGUUACAUAAUCACACAGCAUGACAUUUGAUUUUGAAAGAGGAGAUUUAUUUUGAACACUGCAUUCCUCAGUACACCGCCUGGACAGAGGUCAUCUAUGAUCAAACAUCCUUAAAACAUCGGGAACAUUGGAUUUAAUGCACGUUAAUGAAAAACGUUCACCACAGAGGGGCAGUUAACUCAACCGGCACGUCAUCGUCGAUUCAUGUCAAGAACAUUUAGAACGUAAUAACUCGCCAUAACACUUAGUGCACAACAUUGACACACACUGAUAAAACCUCUACAACAGAUACGCUAUUCAAAACGUGUGCAUGAAGCCGUGUAAAGCAAAGUCUGGAUGUGCUGCAGUUCACCUGAUUCAAAUAAAGAUGAGCAGUGUGUUUUUCGUAAGGCUGUUAAGCAUAGAUUUAUUUUCACAUUGCAUUUUUUUUAUUUUUUUUAUUUUUU
Molecule: messenger RNA, 3326 nt
Organism: Mugil cephalus (flathead mullet)
Lineage: Eukaryota; Metazoa; Chordata; Actinopteri; Mugiliformes; Mugilidae
Gene: rcvrna
Product: recoverin a
Exons: 3
Coding region: 54-665 (203 amino acids)
Molecular function (GO): calcium ion binding
Source: RefSeq, a predicted model, not a curated record